AUGGGCGGCAAAGAUUACGAUCCUAUGCGGACAGCGCGGUCGCUCUUGAUCGGGUCGAUAUCGUCGAUUCCCAGCUACGAAUGGUUCGUGUGGCUCUCGAAUAACUUCAACUACCCGUCGCGCUUCCUCUCGCUUGCCACGAAGGUCGUCAUCAACCAGAUCUGCUUCACGCCCGUGUUCAACACAUACUUCUUUGGCAUGCAAGCUCUGCUUUCGGGAGCGACGUUGCCGGAGACAUGGGAGCGCAUCACGCAGACGGUCCCUGUCAGCUGUGUGAACUCGUGCAAGCUGUGGCCUGCCGUGACCGCGUUCAGCUUCGCGUUUCUUCCCCUCGAGUACCGGCCGCUUUUCGGUGGCGCCAUCGCUGUUGCCUGGCAGACGUAUCUCAGCUACCUCAACCGGAUCGCGGAGCAGAGCAUGAGGGAAAAGCAUAAGCUGCUAGGGCAGGCUGGUGCGGCGCAGGCAGAACGAGUGCCGGUGGCUGCAUAA
Molecule: messenger RNA, 489 nt
Organism: Thermochaetoides thermophila DSM 1495
Lineage: Eukaryota; Fungi; Ascomycota; Sordariomycetes; Sordariales; Chaetomiaceae
Exons: 2
Coding region: 1-489 (162 amino acids)
Cellular component (GO): membrane; mitochondrion; cytoplasm
Source: RefSeq, a predicted model, not a curated record